AUGGUCCCUCCUCGACCACAGUCUUCAUCAACCAGACUACCACCUGUGUCUUAUAUAGAGGCGCAAGUCCAAAACACACCUUUGGAUAGGCCUUUGAAUGUCACAGAUGCGCUCAGCUAUCUUGAUGCUGUCAAAAUGCAAUUCCACGACCAGCCCGACGUUUACAACCACUUUCUUGACAUUAUGAAAGAUUUCAAGAGCGAACUGAUCGAUACUCCCGGCGUCAUCAAACGAGUAUCAUAUCUUUUCAACGGUCACCCAGCGCUCAUACAGGGCUUCAACACUUUUCUUCCUGUUGGGUACCGUAUUGAGUGCUCCACUGACCCACAGGAUGCCAAUUACAUUACUGUUACCACGCCCUCUGGCACAAUGAUGCAAUCAACUAACGACGGUCCUGGUAAGGGCAACCUCCUAUGGUCAACUUUUCCGAGCCUUCCCUCAAGUGUGGUACAUCCUUCAGAACCAUCGGCAUUUUCAUCCUCCGAAAUAGGUGGAUCAAAUUCUCAACCAUUCUCGCAUAGUCUGUUUCCCCCUCAGCCUCCUGGGUCUCCGGAUUCAAACAUAUAUGGCCAAGAUGGAAUUACCAUCGAGCCUGCGGUACAAUAUGUCCAGAAGAUCAAACAGCGUUGUGAUGAAGCAACCUAUCGUCAAUUUCUAGAAAUAUUAGGUCGUUAUCAUAACAAGUCAGAUGCAAUCGACGAGAGAGAAGUGUCGGCUGAAAUUGCCAAGCUAUUCAAAGAUGCCCCUGAUUUGCGAUCUGAUUUUCGAAUUUUUAUGCCGGAGAAAAGUCAACAGCUUUUCGAUGAGAUAGAAGAGAGUUAUUCGGCUCUGCCCCCUGGCAGGCAUACGCGAACCAACACACCUGCUUUGGACACCAGAAGUUCCAGACGAAAAUACGACCCUGUGCCUGCUACAUCUGAUGGCACCGGGUCUGCUCUGCCACAGAAAAGAAAACGCAAAGUGGUCGAUAGAGAAAAGGACAGGGAUUAUCUCGCUGCCCCUUCUCCCAGACGUCCAUCGCAGCCAUCGUUCUCGCAACAGCAUACCCGUAUACCGACUCCUGAGCCGACAAAUGACGAGGCGCAUUUCUUUGACCGGGUGAAACGGGCAUUGGAUAAUCGCGAGACGUUCAAUGAAUUCUUGAAACUUAUCAACCUUUUCACACAGGGAUACAUUGACACUGCGAGGCUGGUCAGGGAAAGUCGAUCCUUCUUGGGGGAAGGAGAGCUGAUGAGGCAAUUCAGGGAGAUUGUAGGGUGGGAUGAUAGGAGGGAACGUGAGAGGUGGUUGCUUGAGGAGCAGCAACAUCAGCAAGGGUACCUUCGCCCUCCAACCAGGAGCAUCAGUGCACCGCUCAGGCCUGGAAGGGUGCAUACAAGCCUUCAGGUGGGGCUUUACAGAAAGCUGCCCGAUCAUGAAGCCAAUGUUUCUUGUACAGGUCGUGAUGAAAUGUGCAAGUCGGUACUUAACGACUAUUGGGUCUCUCAUCCGACGUGGACGAGCGAGGACUCCGGUUUUAUCGCACACAAGAAAAAUAUUUAUGAAGAAGCUCUCCAUCGCAGUGAAGAGGAGCGCCACGAAUACGAUUUCCACAUUGAAGCAAUUGUUCGGACCAUCAGUAUGUUGGAGCCUAUAAACAACAAAAUUGCGACAUUGAGCCCUGAAGAUCGUCCUAACUUUAAGUUAAAACCAAAUCUUGGCGGUUCGGGGAAGAGCAUUCAUCAGAGGGUUAUCAAGAAGAUAUAUGGCAGAGAAGCUGGCGCAGAAGUUAUCCAAAGCAUGCAGGAUUCGCCUGCGGUGGCUAUUCCUGUAGUCUUGAUGCGGUUAAAACAAAAAGAGGAGGAAUGGAAGAGAGCACAACGGGAAUGGAACAAGGUGUGGCGAGAGGUUGACGCUAGGAACUACCACAAAAGCCUUGACCACCAAGCGAUCACUUUCAAGGCAUCCGAUAAGAAAGCCAUCACGACAAAAGCACUUGUUAGCCAGAUUGAAGCAGCGAGAGACGAGCACAUGGCCAAAAGAGCGUCUUUCAUCGAUCCUCUUUUUUCACGCACGAGACCAAGACAUCAACUCGAAUUUGUAGUGGAUGAUUUCAAUACUCUACAGGACGUCCUGAAAUUGACAUUCUCUUUCUUGGACCGAACACAGGGCCAGAUCGCACUUCCGGAACGUAAGAAGAUAGAAGGCUUUCUUCGUACUUUCGUCCCCCUUUUCUUUUCGCUGGACCCUGAGACAUUCAAUCGCACUUUCACCGUAGCUCAAGAAACGGCAGAUAGUGACAUGAGUGAUGAUCUUGCUAGCAUUGCGGAUGACACCGAAGUCUCUAGUGUGGCAAGCGGGAGCUCCAGGGCAGCAAGUCGUGGAAACCGUAAGACCGGCAAUGGCGGUGACUUGAGGAAGAAGCUUCUGAAGAGCGAACAGGCCAAGUCGACUAGUCGAAAGGCCCGCGGUCAAGAUGCCUCUCCGUCUACUUCGAGGCCCGCAUCUCCCGCCAUCGCCGACAUGAUGCAAGUUGACUGCGCAGAUGGCAGUCAACGAGAAGCGAUGCUCAAGAAAUUACCAAAGAAGAGCGUAUUUUUUAGUAAUACAAUAUUCUAUGUACUCUUACGUUUACUUGAGAUCUUGUACGACCGUUUGCACUUUUUCAAGGGUCUCGAGAAUUCUAUUGCCCAACGGCCUAGCCCUUCUGCGGGUAUGCAGGAUGCCUCAGACCAGCAUUCAAUGCAACUCCAUUUCUACGAUUUGAUGCUUGAUGCCUGCGAAAGAUUAUUUGAUAGCGAGGUAGAGCUUCAUGUGUUUGAAGAUCAAAUGCGCAUCAUGUUCGGCGUAAAGGACGCUUUUCGUCUCUUCACGAUCGACAAAGUCAUUGGUGCAUUCAUCAAGCAAGUCCAGCUCGCACUCGCAGAUUCUAGAAGUCAGGAAUUAUAUGAGCUCCUUAAACGCGACCGAGCCCUUGUUUCGCCAUCUACCCAAGAUCAGCUUAAUAGUCGCCGCUUUACCGAAAAUGUGUUGGGACCUGAUGAAAACAUAUUUCGAAUUGACUGGCUCUGCGACUCGAAGACUGUGACAGUUCAGUUGAUUGGCAAAGAUUCUGCCAACAUGGACGACUCGGAAGCACUGACCGAGCGCUGGCAGUCUUAUGUCGAUUCAUUUGUCUCGAGCGGCGAUACGGAAGGCCUGUCUCACUCUCGCAUGAAACGACCAUUUUUAAGAAAGAAUCUGCCUUCCACAGCGGAUAGAGCUCCUCCAGACGUUAUUGCCCAAGGCGCUCUUGAGAUCAGAGUGUGCGUGAGGACAUAUAGAUUAUUCUAUGUUUCACACACAGAAGAUUUCCUGCAACGCUCGACUACUGUGCAAGAGAUGGCGAUGGCAAUAAAGCGAUUAGAAACCCGGAAGUUACAGCAAAAAAAACGGCUGGAACAGAUCGAAAUGGGUGAUGCGUCUCUUCUCAACGUUAUACCGUGAUGCUUUCACGCCGGAUUUUUAUGGCGGUCGUAACGUGUACUCAUUCUGAUAUCCUACGACAAUGUUAUCCCACAUAAGUACUCGCACACCUCUGCCAGUCAGAUUCCAGCCUUUUUUGUCCAAGUCCGUUGAGUCUAGCAUUUAUGAGAUGCAUUCGACGGCCAAAACACCCACGAUAGCAAUAAUGAUACAAUGCUACACUUGUCAUUCAACAGCCAGUUAGUAUUAUGCCUAUUAACAUGCAACUACAAAUACGAAAUAUGAAAUGCUGUAUACUUUUACAUUGUACUUCCAUUGUCCCCAAUAAUGCGUGUGUAAACCGGAAGAAGUCAUAAACCCAAUCACAUCGUGAAACUGCUUUAGCGACAUAGCUCUGCCUCGUCACGAAAUGGGUCCCAAUCUUCUGGUCUCUCUGAUGCUUCAUCACCCUCCAAUAGCACUUCGUCAUCAAUCAGCUCGUCUUUCUCUUGAACAUCCUCAUCAUCUUCAUCAUCAUCAUCCAGCCCUGCAUCUUGCAUACCCUUCUUUGUAAGCUUCAAUAUUCUGUUUGAAGUACGCUCAACUCGUAAACCGUGUAACCGUUCUGUUGGAAAUGGCGUAAUGGGUAUGAAGGGAUUGGGUGAUGAAGAAUACAUAGGAAGUGUAGCACAAGACAUAUCAGGAUCAAUAUCCAAGUCGUCAUCUUCGUCGU
Molecule: messenger RNA, 4156 nt
Organism: Serpula lacrymans var. lacrymans S7.9
Lineage: Eukaryota; Fungi; Basidiomycota; Agaricomycetes; Boletales; Serpulaceae
Exons: 12
Coding region: 1-3465 (1154 amino acids)
Biological process (GO): negative regulation of transcription by RNA polymerase II
Cellular component (GO): chromatin; Sin3-type complex
Molecular function (GO): transcription corepressor activity
Source: RefSeq, a predicted model, not a curated record